AUGUUGCAGCCCGCUUCCUUUGGCCUUAUGCAAGAGCGUAUACUUACCAGUCUAUAUGCUCUGUUGAUUCAAUCCAUCCUAUGGAACCAAACACAUGGUUUGCAAGCAAGGCCUAUCCUCUUCAAGAUUUUGACCCUGUACCCGACUCCUGCCGCCCUUUCGUUAGCACCAGUCGAAAUACUUUCACAGCUGUUGCAGCCCAUCGGUCUGCAAAACAUCCGCGCCGCUCGUCUCAUUGCGUUUGGCAAAACAUGGGUGGAAGCCCCCCCAUGCGCGACACGGCGGUAUCGAAAGUUAAACUACCCUACACGCGGGUCUGGCAAAAAUAUCCGUCCCGGAGAGAUUUUGGCAACAGAUGAUGCAAGACAAGGUUGGGAAGUGGCGCAUCUGCCUGGAAUGGGGCCCUAUGCCCUGGAUAGCUACAGGAUCUUCUACCGAGAUCAGCUGAGAGACUUGGAGGGCAGAGAAGGUGUUGAGCCUGAAUGGAUGAGGGUUGUGCCAGGGGACAAAGACUUAUCAGCGUAUUUAGUGUGGAAGUGGCAGCAGUACGGAUGGGAUUGGGACGCGCAUACUGGCAAGCGAACCUUAAUGACUGCCUCCAAGAUACGUGAGGAGACAGAUUAA
Aureobasidium melanogenum CBS 110374 is the source of this 624-nucleotide messenger RNA. RefSeq lists its product as uncharacterized. The record is from RefSeq and is a predicted model, not a curated record. The transcript has a single exon. The coding region runs from base 1 to 624 and encodes 207 amino acids. NCBI's taxonomy places the organism in Eukaryota, Fungi, Ascomycota, Dothideomycetes, Dothideales, Saccotheciaceae. Gene Ontology annotation, molecular function: catalytic activity; DNA binding. Gene Ontology annotation, biological process: DNA repair. Gene Ontology annotation, cellular component: nucleus.